This is a messenger RNA of Cydia splendana, 3624 nucleotides long. Its product is annotated as actin-binding protein IPP-like. The transcript has 10 exons. Bases 141 to 1898 code for a protein of 585 amino acids. The record is from RefSeq and is a predicted model, not a curated record. Gene Ontology annotation, molecular function: protein binding. NCBI's taxonomy places the organism in Eukaryota, Metazoa, Arthropoda, Insecta, Lepidoptera, Tortricidae.
UAGAACUGUCAGUGAAGCGAGUUUUUAUUUUUAAGUUUAUUUAUUUGUAAUGAAAUCUUGAGAUAGCAAAUUUAGUAAAAGUUUUAUAUUCAUGCAUUUAAUGUGAGUACAAGUAGUAAAGUAAUUACACUUACGACAAAAUGUCGACGAACAUUUUCGAGAAAUGCUCAAACAAAGAAGGAUCUCGUCCGUACAAAUGUCGCGAUUACGCUAAUAAAAUUUCAUUAAAUUUGAGCAAUUUCCAAAGAGACGGCAGAUUUUGUGACAUAGACUUAAUAUCAGGAAAAACCAAGGUUAAGGCCCACCGGGUGGUACUUGCAGCCAGCUGUGCGUACUUUGAUGCUAUGUUUAAUGUGGGCUUGGAAGAGAGUCAGAAAAGACAUGUAGCUCUACCUAGCGUGCCUCCAGAAAUUCUUCCAAUUAUUAUUGACUUUAUUUAUACAGGUGAAGUAGUAAUAGACAAAGCAACAGUGCAGCAUUUAUUGGUAGCAGCAGAUAUGCUACAACUGAGAGAACUGGUCACGGGAUGUGGUGAAUUUCUAAGGAGAGAACUACACCCUUCAAAUGCUUUGGGGAUCUUCAGAUUUGCCGAAGCACAUAACUGCAUGGAACUGGCUGAGGAAGCACUGGAACAUGCGCAAGCAAACUGGAAUGUUGUGGCCAGCGGAGAUGAAUUACUAGACUUGCCGUUAUCUCAGUUAGUCACAUUACUGUCAUCAGAACAGCUAAAGGUUGAAAGUGAGGCACAGGUAUUAUAUCCAGCAUUAAGAUGGCUAGAACACGACCCCGCCUGUCGCCGCCGCCAUUGUUUCGAAGUCCUCAGCCGCAUCCGCCUUCCUCUUAUAGCUCCCCAAAUUCUCGACGAAGCCAUUAAAAACGUACAAGACCCGUCAAUCGCUGUGGCAUUGAAGACGGUUAGAGUGGACAUGAAAACGGGUCGCGGCGCGCUAGUAGCCCUCGCGGCGGAGCCCCGGGCGCGCGCGCGGCGCUACCUGCUGGUGGCGGGCGGCUCCUGCCACGACUCCAGCGCGCACCCGCCGCGCUCCACCGACAACAUCCUGUCCUCCGUGCUCAAGUUCGACCUGCAUAAACGAGAAUGGGAAGAGCAGGCGCCGAUGGGUAUCGCGCGCAUUCAGCCGGGGGUGGCCACGCUGGGCGGCCGCGUGUACGCUGUCGGCGGUGAGCAGGGCAGCCAGAUACUGGCCAACGGCGAGGUCUACGACCCCACGACAAACAAAUGGUCCAACAUAGCCCCUAUGAAAGAAGCUCGCAGUGAAUUCGGUCUAACGGGCAUGAACGGACACCUGUACGCGUUCGGCGGCUGGGUGGGGUCGGACAUGGGCGCCUCCGUGGAGGUGUACGACCCCGCCGCCGACGAGUGGACCAGCGCCGGCCGCAUGCCCGAGCCCAGGUUCGGGAUGGGCGUCGUGCAUUAUGGAGGUCUGAUCUACGUAGUAGGCGGGUGCACGCACAGCUGGCGGCACACUCGCGACCUGCUGUGCUACCACCCGGCGUCGCGCUCGUGGCGCGCGCUGGCGCCCAUGCGGCGCGAGCGCUCGCAGGCCGCCGCCGUCGUGCUCGGCGACCACCUCUACGUCAUCGGCGGCAACGCGCCGCGCCGGCAGGUGCUCGCCUCGGUGGAGCGGUACAGCUUCGACGAUGACUCUUGGGAGGAGGUGUGCAGCUUGAAGGAGGCCCGCGCGGGCUGCGCGGCGGGCGCGGCGGAGGGCGUGCUGGUGGCGGCGGGCGGCGACAGCGAGUGCGCGGGGCAGCGCGCCUUCUACCGCGCGCGCACCACGCUGGCCAGCGCCGAGCUGUACGACCCGAGCGACGACCGCUGGCGCGCCGCGCCGCCGCUGCCGCACGAGCGCGCCGAGGCCGGCGCCGCGCUGCUCUGACGAACACCGACACCGACACCGACACCGACACCCCGCAUCGAUGUCAUUACCGAGUCGUUCCGUCCCGGGGAGGCCGGGUACCGAGCGCGGCGCUGCGAGUGAUAUUACAGAGGUGAGUUCGACACCGUUCCCUCUGCUCGGUCGCCGACGUUCUUUUGUCUCCGUUUCGAGCCAGUGAGUGGUGGAGGAAAACGCAGCUAAGGGGUUGUGCACAAAUCACGCGAAGUGUUUUCUGCUACUUUUUGACCCCCCCUCCCCCUUGGUGAUAUUUGGUGAGGUUUUUGGCUACCCCCCUCCCCCCACACAACCUUGCGUGUAUUUUUUGUUUUUUUUUUAUUCGACCUAAUUUUAAAAUAAAUAGUAUUGUUUAAAGAAAAUCUUGUUUAUUUUUCUAUUUUCGUUAAAUAGACUCGCUAUUUUGAAGUGCAGAGUGAAGAUUUAUGUUUAACGAAACCGAGAAAAAGUAUCUACUCAUGUGGUAGGCUUUUUUUUCUUAGUUUCGUUCACUGUAGAAAAAUACACGUGAGGUCUCCCAGUAGUUUCGGAGAUAGGGGGGGGGGGGGUAAUGGGGGUAACUUCAUUUUGUAAUUUUAUCAUUAACCCCCCCAAAAGUGGCCUCCAGGUAUAAAUUUAUUUGUUAACGUUACAUGUCCGUCUUUGGGUCACAAACUUACAUAUGUGUACCAAAUUUCAACUUAAUUGGUCCACUAGUUUCGGAGAAAAUAGGCCGUGACAGACGGACAGGCAGACGCACGAGUGAUCCUAUAAGGGUUCUGUUUUUUCCUUUUGAGGUACGGAACCCUAAAAAUAAUAAAAUAAUGAUGUGGAGACGCGUUCUGAUAGCCACUCGUAGUUGCAAAAAAAUUGCAUCAAAUACGAAACGAUGACAUUGUGAGGCACAAAAUCGUACCUAUAAACAUCGACCUGUAGGUAUGUGUUAACUUUAAUAAAUUAAGCAUAUACAAAUUUAACAAUCCGCAUACUCAUUUUGAAAAACUAUUAACUAAUUCUCCAAAAAUAUGUUUUAGAAAUUAAGGCACGUAUUGCUUUUGCAUUUAUAGCAUUUCGAAAUAGAAUGUGGUCAUUACGAGUGGUGGGUGAUUGAAAUAUUGCGCCCUCACUUUUAACUACUAGCAUGGUCCAUUAUUUACGUCUCCGAUUUUGUCGAUUUUUCGAUUAAUACAUUCAGGGUCAAGAACCCGACAGUCGGAGUCGGGUUCGUAGCGACUACGCGCUACAUACAGCGAAACCGUGGCUACGUGCUACGAGCGUAACCCGUAGCACUUAGUGGCAAUGAAAGUGUUAAGUACCACUAUUUCUUGCAGAAAAUGAAAAUGACGUGAGAGGUAUUUGGCGAUACCCCUUUUCUGCGUGAGAUUUGGCUCGACUUUAGCCCUUUUUAUUUUCUUUUACGUAAAUAAUGGACCGACCCUAGCUAACAUAUCGAUGUUGAUUAUGCUAUUAUUACAAAUUAAAAUGUACAAACAAUUUAUUGGAGUUUAACAUUAUUAUUUUUGUAUUAAAUAAAUUCGCGGGGCUUCACUUGCAAUAUACGUAAUGUAUUCAUACUGCUAUUGCUGACUGCUUAAUUUUUGGUUUACAAAUGUAUAAUGUAGGUAUAUACCUUAUAUCUCGAACAUGAUCGCUUUUGUGGAUAAAUAUGUUAUCCCAGAGAAUUACUCGAAUUAUUUAAUUGAAGUCAUUAAGGUGUCGUGUUUGACUUAGA